CUAAGUGAUUAUUUAAAGGAUUCGGCUAAAGUUGGAUCCCUUCCAUUAGAAUUUGAUAGUAUUUGGGACAAACGUAUUAUUCUUUAGAAAAAACGAGGACGUUCGACCAACUUUGUCCCUUGAUCCAUUCCAUUUCGAAAUGCUUAAUCAACGCAAUGCACCGCCAGACGACGCAAGUAGCCAAAUUAAUAUCCAAAAUCAGAGCCCAGACUUGCCCUAUUAUACCUUAGAUGACUUUUAUACAUCGUUGCUCUCUCAGACGUUUGAAACACAAACGGGUGCCAUCGAUUAUUGCAGGGAUUUAUGUCAAUCUCACGGGUUUACGGUCAAACAAGAACAAAGUAAUCAUAAGAACAUAUAUAUAUACUGCUCACGAGAAGGCCUAUCCGAUUCGCAUCGAAAGCCAAAACCUAAGCCUCAAAGAAACCGCACGUCGAAACGCUGUGGAUGCCGUUGGCGCAUUGUCCUCUUUGAAAACAACGAUAAACGUUGGGAAUUUCGAAAAUCGCAGCACUCAGUUCAUAACCACAGUUUAUUGAAUCCGAAUGAAAUAAAGAAAGAGUGGCCACGCGAAGUGAAUGAAAGAAUAUUUGAACUAAUCCGGCAGGGUUUAGAGACAAGUGUGAUCAGAGAAGAGAUAAAAAAAACGUGGCCCGAGAUCUUUUGGGAUGAUAGACGAUUCUACAAUCGUACACAAGAAGAGCGUUCGAAAGUAAGACAACGCGAAGCUGCGUUAAGAACUGUUCGAUUAACCAAUUUGAGUGCCCAAAUCUGUUCAGCCGCAGCAGGAAACGAAAAACUAUCGGAAUACGUUGAAAGUAAGUUGUUAACUCUACAAGAAACCAUUUCAAAAAUCACCCAAUCGACAAGUGAUACUAUACCUGUACCUAUUUCCAUGCCAUUCACAAAUAAACCCACCUCAAUAAGCGAGCCAUCGUCACCAACAUCCUCAAACUCAUCGCCUUUCGGAACAGCGACGCAUGAAGAUAUUGACAAGCUAUUAAAAAAGGCAGCGAUGAUAACAAACGGUAAUAAACGCGAAGCUGAACGAAGCGCAAGUAAUAGUCCUGCUACAUCUCAUAACAGAUUGGCCAAGGAGGAUAACACUGAUAAUAUAAACGAGCUGCAGCGAUCGAACAUCCCUUUUAAAAAUCUGGCUGUACCAAUUUCUGAUUAUAUUCUGCAAGUUAGACUAUAUAAUAAAGACAUGAACGACCAUAUCAACCGUCUUCUGAAAAAUGCAAAAGACACAACCGAAAAUCGGCUCAGAAGCAAUCCAAACCAGCAACAACAAGAUACUGUACAACAACGUGAGCCACGCAGACGACGGUCAAGGGCUCUAUUUGCUCCGAAUGAAGACAACGAAAAUAUGGAGCUUGACACACCUGCACGUAAACUAUCCAGGCAAGUUGCGCCUACUAUAUUAGAUGACGAAGUUGAUAAUAUGUCAAUCCAUUCAUCACCGUCCGCUCAUCAGCCCUUACUCAUGGGGGGACCGACCAGCAAGCUAGCAAGCACAGCAGAAGUAAGCCGUGAACAACGCGCUAAUUCACUGAUGAGUAGCACUCAGUUCAAUCCUCAGGCGUCGAACCCAGCAUCACGGCAAUCUGCAGCCUCAACAGCGACAGUUGACAAUAAUUUGAUUUACCAUGCUUCUCAGAAUAACAUGGCAAGUAUCCCAACUGAAAUGACCAACACCUACAUGAAGCCAUCAGAAACACCGCAGGCUACUUUUUCUGCGGGGCAGUUAUACUCCAGUAAUCUCACUACGAAUACUUCCAAUCGAACCCAACAACCACUACCGCAACGCUUAUUAUAUAACUCGAACGCUUUAUUCAAUCAACAGCAGCAGCAACAGCAACAGCAACAGCAGCAACAGCAACAGCAACAGCAACAGCAGCAACAGCAACAACAGCAACAACAGCAGCAACAACAAGGUCAAACCAACAACUUGAAGCUUUUGGCUACGCAUCAACCUAUACCAUCCCCAGAUCAUCAAGAAAGGCCUUCUUCCCAUUCCCUGACGUACAAUAACGCGAUGCCUACCGUUGUUAGAGCUUCGUCCAUAUCUGUUCCAAGAGAUGUAGCAGUUAUUGAUCAGCAAAGCAUGAUUCGUCCUAGCGGAUAUCCCUCCACCUUUUCACAACUCCAGAAUAUUAUCGACGAAAAUGACGACAAAGGUACUACACAUAUAGAAACACGUUACAACAACCUUCGGCCGAUGUAACCCCACGGCCUCCUUCACUCACUACUCCCUUCCACUCUUCCCAAAUAAUCCAACAGUUUAUAACACCUCCUCAACAAAUGC
This is a messenger RNA of Mycotypha africana, 2308 nucleotides long. RefSeq lists its product as uncharacterized. Lineage: Eukaryota; Fungi; Mucoromycota; Mucoromycetes; Mucorales; Mycotyphaceae. The transcript has 5 exons. The coding region runs from base 140 to 2227 and encodes 695 amino acids. The record is from RefSeq and is a predicted model, not a curated record.